AUGUACAGACAAAAUAAGGUUUCCUUUGGAGUAGUAAUACUAUUGUUGUUAGUAAGUGCGACAAAACCAUAUGAUGAGGAAGUAUUUGCUCAAAAAAUUCAGCAAAAGAUAUAUGGAGGUGUUAUCAGCGAGCGUAGUUCCAGGCCCUUUCAAAUAGCGUUAUACCUACGAGUGGGAUCAACAGGCGAUAUCGGCUUUUGCGGCGGGUCGCUCGUUCACAAACAAUGGGUGCUAACUGCUGCACACUGCUGCUUCCAUGACAAUGAUAUGGUUACUCAUGUACAGGCAAUAUUAGGAGCACAUUCAUUGUAUGACCGUUAUGAAAAUGGACGUCGUUUAGUCAACGUGGAAGAAAUCAUCGUACACCCAGAUUGGGAGCCGAGUGUAUUUUCUAAUGACCUAGCUCUUUUAAAACUAGCUAAUGCUGUUCAGACUUCUGAAUCAAUAGAUAUAAUACGUCUUCCAUACCUAGAUACAGUAGCGGCCAAUUUCGCCGGCCGCGGUGCGACUGCCUCCGGGUGGGGGAUUGCUGCUGUUGGUGUCACCUUCGUAUCACCAACACUUCGAGAGAAGCUGAUGACGGUGAUGACGGACGGUUUGUGCAGAUCUAUUUACAUGGGGCAUCUACCUGACAACAUGGUCUGCGGAUUUAGUGUGGCAUCUGGUACUUGUAAGGGUGAUAAUGGCGGCCCUUUCACUAUAUAUUCAACUGCUACGAAUGAAACUAUUUUGAUCGGAGUAACCACGUUCGUGGAAGCGAGCGGAUGCAACGACGAGAUGCCCUCCGUGUUCACGCGCGUGCAGCAUCAUUUGUCCUGGAUCAGUGACAUCACGGGAAUCGUUUUGGAC
Brenthis ino (lesser marbled fritillary) is the source of this 849-nucleotide messenger RNA. The record is from the annotation of a GenBank genome assembly. NCBI's taxonomy places the organism in Eukaryota, Metazoa, Arthropoda, Insecta, Lepidoptera, Nymphalidae.